This is a messenger RNA of Nothoprocta perdicaria, 1278 nucleotides long. RefSeq names its product GrpE like 1, mitochondrial (gene GRPEL1). Gene Ontology annotation, biological process: protein import into mitochondrial matrix; protein folding. The transcript has 3 exons. Lineage: Eukaryota; Metazoa; Chordata; Aves; Tinamiformes; Tinamidae. The record is from RefSeq and is a predicted model, not a curated record. The annotation marks the transcript as partial. Gene Ontology annotation, cellular component: PAM complex, Tim23 associated import motor. Gene Ontology annotation, molecular function: protein homodimerization activity; adenyl-nucleotide exchange factor activity; protein-folding chaperone binding.
AUUUAUUUUUCUAGUUCCAGGACCUCCCCGCGCCUUCUGUGCGUGGCGACGCCGCAGAAGAACGCGGGCGGGGGCGCRGAGGAGGAGCAGAGCCCCGCUGCGAGCGAGCAGAAGGCCGAGCCGAGCGCGGCCGAGAGGCUGCUGGCCGAGGAGAAGGCGAAGCUGGAGGAGCAGCUGAGGGAGGUCCAUGACAAGUAUAAACGAGCCUUGGCAGAUGCAGAAAACGUGAGGCAAAGAAGCCAGAAGCUGGUGGAAGAGGCAAAGCUGUAUGGAAUUCAGAGCUUCUGCAAGGACUUACUAGAAGUUGCUGACAUCUUGGAGAAAGCCACAGAGAGCGUCCCGAAAGAAGAAAUUAAGGAUGAGAACCCUCAUCUGAAGAGCUUAUACGAAGGGCUUGUCAUGACAGAAGUACAGAUUCAGAAAGUGUUCAAAAAACACGGGCUGCUCAGACUGGACCCUGUCGGCGCCAAGUUCGAUCCGUACGAGCACGAGGCCCUGUUCCACGCGCCCGUGGAGGGCAAGGAGCCCGGCACCGUGGCGCUCGUCUCCAAGAUGGGCUACAAGCUGCACGGGCGCACGCUGCGGCCCGCGCUCGUCGGUGUCGUCAAGGGCGCCUAGCGGCCCCGCCGGCCCGCGGCUCCUCCUGCGUCUGCCUUCCCUCCCUCCUCCGCACCCGGAGAGGGCUCCGUGAACCACCGGGGAGCUGCCCACGGAUAAUGGAGCAAGGAUGGAACCUGCUGCCUCGGGGCCUCCGACAGCACCGUGUCCCAUGAGCGCUAGUCCCACAUGCGGGGGUGAAAGCCCUCAGGCCCUCUGAUGCUUCGGGUAACAGUCAACAGUCAGUGCUGCUGCACGUGCAUUAAAUUGGAGGAAAAAACACCCAUGAGAGUUUUUACGUUUUGUGUUUCUCACUGUUUUUGGAGGGAAAAUCCAAGCAGUUGUUCAAACACUUCCUUUUGUUUUGUGGGGUCUGAUGUUGCAGAGAAGUGGGUGCAAAUAACSGUGUCUCUGCACGUGCCCAGCAGCCUCCCAGUGCUCAUGUGAUCCGUGGCUUUUGUCAGGGACGGUCUCCUCCGAAGCAGAGCCUCUCCCARCACGGAACCUGCCACCUGUGAAUUCUGACCUGUACCAAAGGGGCAGCGGAGAGCAGGCAUCUCUUGUAAUUGUUUGGUCCUUUUUGUUCUAUAUUAAAGCUGUCUCUCACAAACCAUCUAAUACUUGUAUGGCAUUGGAGAACCUACACAAUUUAUCCUCUCUCUGGAUUUUUAAUUAAAGAUU